Messenger RNA from Triplophysa dalaica, 1285 nucleotides. RefSeq names its product RING finger protein 212B-like. The record is from RefSeq and is a predicted model, not a curated record. Gene Ontology annotation, molecular function: SUMO transferase activity. Gene Ontology annotation, biological process: protein sumoylation; homologous chromosome pairing at meiosis; reciprocal meiotic recombination. Bases 212 to 970 code for a protein of 252 amino acids. Gene Ontology annotation, cellular component: synaptonemal complex. The transcript has 12 exons. Lineage: Eukaryota; Metazoa; Chordata; Actinopteri; Cypriniformes; Nemacheilidae.
UUCAAUGACACAUCUGCUCACUCGAGUCGAAGCCGGUGUUCUGACAGGAUCUUGCUUCGCAUGAAUGUCGGUAUGUCACCCUGUGAACUAAAGAUAAAUCUUUCAGAAAAAUAUACCAAGUUAAAGGAUUUAGUCAGAACUACGAGUUAACACGCGAUAUUCACCUUACACGACGAUUAUAUAACAAAGCUUUUCUGAGGUAACGUUACAUAUGAGAACCGCGGUUUUGUGUUGGUCAUUCAGAGACGAAAUGGAUUGUUUUCACUGUAAUAACUGUUUUCUGAGAGGAGGAAAAACAUUUGUAGUGUCCAGCUGUGCUCAUAUAUUUUGUCAGGACUGCAUAAAUACAAAGUUUAGUGGUCAGUGCAGAGUGUGUCAUGUCAACUGUAACUAUCUGAUAAUAUCUGAUCAGAUGAAACCUCAGGAAAAGAUGUUUUUCACAGAUCCGGUGAAACUCCUGCAGACUCGACUGGAACAUAUUUCACAGGUUGCUGUUUUUCAGAAAAGGCAGAAGGAACGUGUCAUGGCUUUCUAUAGAAGCAAGUCUGUGGAGCUGGAGCGAAGGCUUAAAGAAGUCAAUGAUCAGCUCUACAGGCAAGUGUCUGAGCUGAAAAGAGAGAAUGAAGAGCUCAAGAAACCUCUUUCUCAAAGGAGGACGUCUCCUGGAAGGUUUCAGAUUAAUGGAGGUACUCCAAGGAUGACUCUUCCUGUGGCUGUGACAUCACCAGUCACACCGCGCUCUAGAGCUCUCAGUUCUGGAGACACUUUGGAGAGAUUUAGACAUUCCAGACUUGGCAUGACAACUCCCACAGGUUCAUCCAUCUCUACGUCAAACAUGAGUUCAAUACAUGAACAGACUGUCAGGACACCCGGCUCAGUUCACACCCCCACAAGGUCCCAACAUACAACUCCAAACAACUUUCAGUUCCAGUUUUUGACUAGACCUUCACUCCAGUCUCCACGGCCAUAAAACACUUAUUUGUAUCUUCGUAUUAGAAAAUCAUUACAUUAAUAUAUAGCCGUUCAAUUAUUUACUUACAGUUAAAAAAUGUAACUUACAGUCAAAAGUGGAUAUUGAAUUGCAAAUAAGAGAAAAAUUAUUUGCUAGUAUUAUAAAUAUAAAUUUACAUUCUCGUGCCGCAGUUACAGUAUGGAUAUGAAAAAGUUAUGAGAUCUAAUGUAAGUGAGUUUCAUUCACGUUUAUUUUCAAACAAAAGAGAAAAAACAUUGUGAACAGAAAGAUGAAGAGCAAUGGUGUCUUGACAAAUAAACUUUUUAUCAUUUA